Ruditapes philippinarum (Manila clam) is the source of this 531-nucleotide messenger RNA. RefSeq lists its product as uncharacterized. The record is from RefSeq and is a predicted model, not a curated record. NCBI's taxonomy places the organism in Eukaryota, Metazoa, Mollusca, Bivalvia, Venerida, Veneridae.
UGUUGUUCUAUUUAUAGAUUAUACACAUUUCUCCAUGUACAUUUAUAUAGUGUUUACUUCACUUCAGUGUUAUUAAAAUGGCAAGACUAAGUUUAAUUUUAUGUUUAUUUGGAUCGUUUAUAAAAGGCGGAAUUUCGUUAUUUAUUGAUGGUUGUCCUAUGUAUGGAUGUCGACCAAGUGGCUCAUUUUCUUUCUACUUUCAAGUUCCACAAGGAAAUGCUUCGAUACAAUGGAUGAGUGAUUUUGUGUUUGAUCCGGUGCCAAUUCCAUUAGGUUGUGUAUCUGACAGCGUUAAUAUCGUGUGUCUAUCUAAUGGACCUUUCUCGGAAGAUAAAGGCUACAUUAGUUUGUUCAAUGAAAACGGAACAAUAAAAUGGAGAGAUCGAAAAUUAAACUUUCCUACUUUACCUUUGCUUGACAAUUACGGUGACGUAACGGGAUCGGACGGGAAAAAGUUAGUGCAUUACGACGCUAAUGGCAAGAGUUAUCCUACUAUACCAUGUGAAGGUCUUCUGCCCAUAUUUAACAUGG